AUGGAAUACCUGCAGUUUCUGCUGCUGCUUUUCUCCUUAUUCCAGACCCAAUUUUACUCGGUUAUGUGCCAGAUGGGAGAUUUGGAUUCCAGAACUGACAAAGAAGCCUUGCUAUCUUUCAAACUCCAUGUCAGUGAUCCUCAAAAUGCACUCUCAGAGUGGACACAGAAUUCUUCUCAUUGCAACUGGUAUGGUGUUUCUUGCAGCAGCAAUGGAUCCCGAGUAGAAUCCCUCCAACUUGGUAGUCUUGGCCUUGCAGGCACUUUAGUCCCUUCCCUCUCAAAUCUUACUUUCCUCCACACACUUAACCUUUCCCACAACUUAUUUCAUGGCCAAUUUCAGCUGGAGUUUAGUAGGCUCUCACUUCUUCAGCACAUUGACCUUAGAAACAAUUCCAUUAAUGGAACUGUUCCUGCUAUUCUUUCUGAUUGCCAUAAUCUUGAAACACUUAGAUUACAAGGGAACAGUUUUAGUGGUAACCUUCCACCUGAACUAGGCAAUCUCCAAAGACUCAGAAUCCUGGAUAUCUCUGUCAAUAACCUCACUGAUUCACUUCCUCCUACAUUUGGAAACCUUUCCUCUUUAACUUUUCUUGCUUUUGCAAGAAACAAGUUAGUUGGUGAGAUUCCAAGUGAGCUUGGUCGGCUUAGAAACCUUCAACAGAUACAGCUUUCUGAAAAUCAUCUGACCGGCCAAAUCCCUUAUUCUAUUUUCAACAUCACUUCUUUAGUUUUCUUAUCUGUAACGCAAAAUAACCUUUCAGGAAAUCUACCAAAUGAUAUAGGUCAAGUUCUUCCAAAUCUCAAGCGACUGUUUUUGGCACUAAACAGGUUUGAAGGAAUUAUACCUGCUUCUCUAUCUAAUGCUUCAAACAUUGAAUUCCUUGACCUGUCUAGAAAUAGAUUUCGUGGGCCAAUUCCUCUGCUUGGCAACAUGAAGAAACUUAUCAAGCUGGACCUUGGUGCAAAUUCUCUCUCUUCUACUACAGCUCAGAAUUUUCAGUUUAUUGAUUCUCUUACAAACUGUACGCAGCUGGAAUAUCUGAUGAUUAAUUCCAACAGACUUUCUGGUGAAUUUCCCUCAGUCGCAAAUCUGUCAAGCAAUAUCCAGCAUUUUUGCAUUUCUGACAAUUUGUUGACUGGUAGCUUCCCUCAGGGGAUUGAGAAGUUUCAAGAUCUCAUAUCCCUUUCUAUUGAGCAGAACUCUUUUACAGGUGAGAUUCCAAGGAGUAUAGCUACACUUAAAAAUUUACAGAGCUUUUUGGUGUUCCAGAAUAUGUUCUCUGGAGAAAUUCCAGAAAGCUUCGCUAAUUUUACUCAAGUUUCUGAAAUCCUAAUGGGCAAUAACCAGUUCUCUGGUAAAAUUCCUACCAGCCUUGGAAACUGCCAGCAACUACAGACAUUAGACCUGUCUUGGAAUAGGCUCAAUGGAAGCAUACCGGAAGAGGUUUUCAUGCUUUCGGGUUUAAACUACUUGAUUCUGGUACAUAACGUGCUUGGGGGUCCUCUCCCUAGUGAAGUUGGUAACUUAAAGCAACUUCAAGUGUUGGAUGUUUCUGAAAACAAGCUGUUUGGAAAUUUAACUUCGUCAAUUAGUGGCUGUUCAAGUUUACUAUAUCUCAACAUGUCGAGAAAUAAUAUCAGUGGUGAAAUUCCGGAUUCGUUAGGAAAGUUAGUAUCACUAGAGGUUUUGGAUCUCUCUUCAAACAAUCUUUCUGGACCAAUUCCACAAGACUUGGAAAAUCUUCAGUUUCUCAAGAUGUUAAAUUUGUCUUUCAAUCAUUUGGAAGGAGAAGUUCCAACAGGAAAAGUCUUCUUGAACGUCAGCACGUUUUCUAUCGAGGGAAACGACGCGCUAUGCAGCAGUGAUCAAGAAAUUGCAAAAAAUUUGGAGCUCCCUCAAUGUAAUACAAGGAAAAGUAAGAGAAAUCACCUGCUCAAAAUUUUAGUUUCAGCUGCUGGAGCUGCUUCAUUUAUAUGUUUGAUUUUCUGCUUUGUAUGGGCAUUGAUGUCCAGAAAGAAGAAAAAGAGGGAGAAAGGCAGUAAAUCUUCACUUUCAUUGAAGGGGUUGCCUCCCAUGAUAUCUUACUCUGGUAUCCGGCUUGCUACAAGCAAUUUCGCAACUGAAAAUCUGAUUGGAAAGGGGGGUUUCGGAUCGGUUUAUAAAGGUUCAUUCAGCACUAAUGAAAACGGAGCGAACACCAACAAUACUACCCUUGCUGUGAAGGUUCUUGACUUGCAACAAAGCAAAGCCAUUCAAAGUUUUCUUGCUGAAUGUGAGGCCUUGAGGAAUGUUAGGCAUCGAAACCUUGUGAAGAUUAUCACCUCAUGCUCAAGCGUUGAUCAUAAAGGAGAUGAAUUCAAGGCAUUGGUUAUGGAGUUCAUGCCCAAUGGCAACCUGGAGAAGUGGUUGUAUCCAGAAGAUGAGGAAUCUGGAUUAUGUUUGACCUUUCUGCAAAGACUUAAUAUUGCCAUCGAUGUAGCUUCUGCCAUAGAUUAUUUGCACAAUGACUGUGAACCAACCGUUGUGCACUGUGAUCUGAAGCCUGCAAAUGUCCUUUUGGAUGAAGAUUUGGCUGCUCAUGUAGGGGAUUUUGGAUUGGCAAGGUUUCUGUCUCAAAAUCCAUCACAAGGGGAGAGUAGCACAAUGGCAGUGAAAGGCUCAAUUGGUUACAUUGCGCCAGAGUAUGGUCUAGGUGGCAAAGCUUCUAUCAGUGGAGAUGUGUAUAGUUUUGGAAUUCUUCUGCUUGAAAUGUUCAUAGCAAAGAAGCCAACUGAUGGAAUGUUUAUAGAAGGAUUAAGCCUCAAUAAAUUUGCAUUAGCAAUGGAACGCAAUCAAAAUUUUGAGACUGCCGAUCCGAGGCUUUUUAAGUAUCAAGGAAGUUUACUGCAAAGCGCAUUCAAGACUUAUUCUAGUGAAAGUAGCAGCAGCAGCAACAGUGAAAGUGAUUGGCCUCGCAAAUAUGAAGAAUGUUUAGCAGCAGUGAUAAGAAUCGCAUUAUGUUGUGCAGCUCAAUCAGCCAAAGAUCGUUUAUCCAUGAGAGAAACCUUGACAAAGUUGCAUGACAUUAAGAAAAUUUUACUGAAGUUAUCAUGAGUCAGCCCAUCAGCCUCUUACCCCAUGAGUGUGCUAAUAUUUUUUAGUGUUUUGAUAUAUGGAAGCAGAUAUAUGCUUUCGUUUGUAAAUAUUAUCAUGUAAACUAUGAGGAAUUAUUGAGUAACAAAGUUCCAAUUUAAAAAAUAAUUAAUUAAUUUAUUUCAUUAUGUAAACGCAAAUAAUAGAAUUACAUAAA
Molecule: messenger RNA, 3292 nt
Organism: Theobroma cacao (cacao)
Lineage: Eukaryota; Viridiplantae; Streptophyta; Magnoliopsida; Malvales; Malvaceae
Biological process (GO): protein phosphorylation
Molecular function (GO): ATP binding; protein kinase activity; protein binding
Source: RefSeq, a predicted model, not a curated record